AUGGCUCGAGGAAGCGCAAAAAAGACGGCGUCCGGCAAUGCGUUUCUGCUGAGACUGCUUCGGAAUGGGUUCCUGGCGACCAACACGAUCUACCUGCUCGUACGAUUCUGGCUGUUGCGAUCGAGCGUCACGAAGCGCAUCGUGUUUGGAUACGUUGCCUCCGAGGCUGUUGCGGUGUCGCUGUGGUGGACGCUCCAGAGCAUGGCGGCGCAGGGAAACGAUCUGCAGCAGAGCGGUCUGACGCAGUACAUGUUCGACGUCAUCUACGUCACUUGGUUCGUUCAAUUGGCUUCACUGGUUUGGUCCAAAUUGUGGUAUCUUUAUCUCAUCAUUCCGGGUUAUGCGGCCUACGUGAUCUACCAGAAGAUUCUGCUUCCAUAUCUGUUCCGCGGUCAGAGUCCAUUUGGUUCGAUCCAGCGCCUGCUCGGCGCAUCCGGCAGCGCUGCAGCUGGCGCCACCGUCAACGCCCAACAGCAGCCGACAGAGACAAUGUCGAAGCGUCAGCAGAAGCUUCAGGCUCGUGCGGCAAAGGGCGACGCUCGAGUACAGAUCCGCAAGCAUUGA
Mycosarcoma maydis (corn smut) is the source of this 564-nucleotide messenger RNA. RefSeq lists its product as uncharacterized. The transcript has 3 exons. Lineage: Eukaryota; Fungi; Basidiomycota; Ustilaginomycetes; Ustilaginales. The record is from RefSeq and is a predicted model, not a curated record. Gene Ontology annotation, biological process: vacuolar protein processing. Gene Ontology annotation, cellular component: intracellular membrane-bounded organelle. Bases 1 to 564 code for a protein of 187 amino acids.